ACGCUAUCUAUACGACGUAUAGAGAAAUCGCAAGUCUCCACUCUCUCACUAUAAAAACACAAAACUGGGAUUCCGAUUUCUCUUUAUUUUCUGUUUGUUGCGGAAACGAUACUAUCAAUGGAUGGCUUCUGGAACGAGCAAUUUUCCCCGAACCUAUCCGAUUACGGUGAAGCAAAUCUACCAGUAUGGAAUCAAGGACUUUUAAUGUACCCGAUCUCAGUACAAAAUCAUUCCGGACUAAGCAGCGGGAUUACCGAUAAGCAGAGUAAUGGAAGCACAGUCCAGGCAUCUCAAUCUCCAAACACUUCAAAUGCUCGUGUUUUGAAAAAAAGUCUGUCUAGUUUAUCCGAAACUGAGCGAUAUGAUAGGAAAAGGAAAAGUGAUCAGGCAUCAUAUCGCCAAAGAAUAAAGCAAAACAAAGUGCAAAUGCAAUUGGAUUUUGAGAACCUUAAUAGAGAAAAUGAUUCUUUGAAGGCCGAGAAUCAGUCAUUAAAACAGGAUAAUGCUUCCAUGAAUCAAACCUUGGCAAAACAAGCAGCAAUGAUUGAUCAGUUGCGGAGUGAUCUUUUGACGCUGAAGCAUGACAACAGCAAACAAAAUGUUCUUUUGGAAACACUUACACAGUAUCUGGCUGAUCCAUUGCGGCUCGAAAAUGCGAAACUGAAGGCCGAAAAUGCUUCAUUAAGGAAGAGUGCCAAUCUUAAUAGUAAUGUACUACAGCUGUUGGCAGAGAAUGCCAAUUUGAAACUUGAAAAUAAGGUACUCAAGGUUCAAAACGAUGCUUUAUGUGGUAAGAUUAUUAGUGACAACGACAAGAAGAGAGCAAAAACAGUAAUCUGAAGUACUGUCUGAAGAUGUGCCGACAUUGCCGGAUUCCGUUCAGUUUAUCCGUUGAGGUGGUCUGGUCUUCAAGAUGUCAUUCCACUUUGCUGUUGCCUUGUUGCUACUGAAUAUUCCUUCAUCAGCUAUGGCCUUUGAAUUAGAUUUUGUGUUUAGUGCACUUCUGUUUUUGAACACGUCAGUGGUGAAAUUCUCAAACUUCAGUGGACGUAUAUGUUGUAUCCGUUUGUUUGUUUGUUUUAUUUGAAGACGUAAUCUUCAUUGUUGUAAGUUAUUAGAAAUAAGGCGGGGGUUUUUUUUUUUAAAUAAGGGUAUGGUGUACUUGC
Molecule: messenger RNA, 1166 nt
Organism: Hibiscus syriacus
Lineage: Eukaryota; Viridiplantae; Streptophyta; Magnoliopsida; Malvales; Malvaceae
Exons: 5
Coding region: 118-840 (240 amino acids)
Source: RefSeq, a predicted model, not a curated record